Molecule: messenger RNA, 1050 nt
Organism: Truncatella angustata
Lineage: Eukaryota; Fungi; Ascomycota; Sordariomycetes; Amphisphaeriales; Sporocadaceae
Exons: 4
Coding region: 1-1050 (349 amino acids)
Source: RefSeq, a predicted model, not a curated record
AUGACGUUACGCUUCAAUGAUGCAUUUUUGUUGUUCGUUGCCGCUUCCUCUUUGCUAAGAGCUGUAGCGCAGGACCCAUUCACGUUUUGCAAAGACGACGGCUGUGGCGACUGCCCUGUCUCUAUAACUAGUAUUGGGACAGGGUAUCCCGACUGUGCAAUCUACAAUUCAGUAGAUGUUUUUGGUAAUCAAGGCUUCGACGAGGAGAAAAACUUCAUUAACGCUUUCCUUGACGUUCCUCAACAGGACGAAUCACAGCCAUGCUUUAUCAUCUUUAAAUCACCCGCUGACCUUCAGCAGCCUGGCUGUGGAGAAAUCCAGAAGACCUUCCAGGAUGCUACCUGUGGCGAUAUCAAGUUGGACACAACUUUUAUGGUGCAAUUCUGUUGUGGUAAUGGGGACUGUGCAGCAGCUGGGAUCCCCGGACUACCUAGUACGCGCAGUAUAUCUCAAUCAGCUAAGUUCGAUCGCAGUAUGCUCGCCGCGCUGGCGUCCAGCGGUGGUGGCGGCCUGAAAAGUCUCCGUAUUGCCAUUAAUGGUACCGAGAUUCAGCCGGCAUAUGUAGGAUCCCCUCCUGUCACAGAUUCUAUUAGUGAAUCUUUUAUUAAAAAACCUAUGCUGGCGAGGCGGAAUGGGGUUUGUGCUGGUGAUUGGGUACCAGUUGCCGGAAAAGAAGACUAUACUAGACCUGCAGACAGGCCUCAAAUCGUCUCUAGUGUUUACACGGGGCCAUUCGUUGUUCAGAUAACACAGACUCGUACCCAGGAAUGGAGCAUGACUAUCGAGGCUUCUCUCGGCUUUGAAGAUGUGGUUUCCUUGGGGAUUAGCUUUUCAUCGACAUUUUCUGAGUCGGUUUCUAACUCCGAGGCGGCACAAUUCACUAUUGCUGAAGGUGAAAAAGGAUACGUGGCCUGGAAUUCCUUCGUUCGAUGCUCGGAAGGUACUGGAACCUGCAAUGAUGAACAGAUCUCAGGAGAGGUUUGUACCCCUUACCUGGAUGCGAAUAGUGGUAAGCUUGCCGGUGAAUAUACACUUGUCGAGCAAGGCUGA